AUGCUGGCAAGUACAACGACUGAAGCACCUGCUGACGAUCAAGAAGAAGCUUAUUUGACUCAACGUCAAUCUACAAUGGACUCGGCAACACUUGAUAAACUACUGAAAGCGGAGAAAAACCUGACACAAGCUGGUCAAGCGACAUCGAAUGUAUGGAAACUCAUUGGCAAGCUCCCGAGCGACGAGAGCGAGUCACCACCUGCUCCUGCUCAAGCUGCACAUCUUACAACAAAUGGAUCAAUUUCACGUCAGAAUUCGAGGUCGACUGUAAAUUUCUCGACCUCACAGAACGUUGGAAAUAGUCCACGAACUCAAACAUGUCGGACAUCCACACGUCGGAAAAUCUCGACGCAGGUUUCCGAUGAACUUUCCAGCGGCAAUUAUCUCUCUACAGGUUCACACAGUCCUAUAAAUGGAGGCAAUAAAUGGUCGGCAACAGCUCCAUCAGGUUCGAGAGACCUUAUGGUUGACACAACGGAUGGUAUGAGUAAGGAAUCGAGAACAAGUCCUCGGUAUAAUAUGGAAAUUCCACGCCCCGAGGUGGCUGUGGGAAGAAGCUCGUUGGGGAAUUAUGCCGGUACGACACAGAGUAGUAGCUUUUAUGAGCGACCGGCCAACUUUGGAACGUCUACUAGCUCCCGAGGCGCUGAAACAGUGAGCGAUUCGUCAAACUACUUGGUGGAGAAUGGACGCAGUCGAUCGUCACAUAGUAGCAAUGUAUUUGGCUUUAACCGCAACGCCGCACCGUCCUCAGAAGUGACAUUGUUUACGUUCACUGUCAAAAAGAGUGACAGUGUGUUGGAAAAACUUGGCAGCAAGCGGGCAAGUAUUCAAUUACAGGUAGAUGUGGAAGAGCGCAUGCUGUACUUUUUAUCGGCGCAUGAUCAAAGAGAGGAGUAUAGCUGUGCUGCAGUGACGGCCAAGCCACAGUCAAGACUUGGGAUGCAGCUGAAAAUCCAGACGGGCAAUGCCAGUGUGAAUAAGAAGAUUACAUUCUACAGCACGGAAGACCGCGCAAACUUUGUCCAGGCGUUAGAACAGGGAAAGGUCAUGUACAAUAAGAAGACUGCAACAGCAGCGGUGCCGUCUCGCGUACCUACGGAAGUGAUUGACGAGACAGCAUCUACGGUUUCUAGCACUUUUGAGCGUUCGAAGCUCCGAGACUCGAUCGUGAGUGAUCAUUUCCAGCUGAUGCCGGGUGAAUCGGUGCUGGAGCACGUGCAGCGUGUGACCAAUUUAGUAGUCAUGUCGCAGAGCGACCGAGCAGUGCAAGGUGUGCUAAAAAUUACAUCCUACCGCAUCACCUUCGUGCCAUACGAUGCAUCGUGGAAGUUUGGCUCUUUUGAGCUGCCUCUUGCAGCAAUUGACCUGAUCACACGUGAUGGUCUCAUGCUGCUUAUCACAUGCAAAGAUUUGCGCACGUUGCGGCUUGCCAUGCAUGAUGCGUAUUCGCGGAAGAAAGGAUACGAUCAGUUGCCAUCAACACCAGACUUUCGGUGGCUUAACUUGCUAACACUGCGCAUGAAACCGCCCAACAUGAUUGGUGCACUUUUUGCAUUUGACUACCACACGGAAAAGGCAAAGCAACGAGGGGCCCCUCUUUCUGAGAAGCAGAAUGGUUGGUUCGUGUAUUCUCCAUUUGCUGAGUACCAGCGCCUGGGUUUUCUUUCUGCGAAGAAGCAUCUUGAAGAGGAGGGUGUGAUCACGUGGCGUCUUCUAAAAAACUCCAAGUUCCGUUUCAGCCCUACAUACCCACAACUUAUGGUGGUGCCAUCGCUCAUGUCGGAAGAGCAGCUAGUGCAGUCAGCACGCUUCCGGUCACGCGCACGUUUGCCUGUUGUCGUAUGGCGCCACCCUGUGAAUAAAAGCGUGCUGUCUCGCUCCAGCCAGCCUAAUUACGGCAUGGCAGGCAAUCGAUCCGAGCCUGACCGGAUACUUCUGCGCGCGUACCGGGAUUCAGCCAACAAGAAUAGUUCCAACAUGUCGCCCCCGCUUCACAUUAUUGAUGCGCGAAAGCCGAUCGCCACGAAGGGUAACCGAUUGAAGGGCAAAGGCGUUGAGAACUCACAGCAUUACGAUAACGCGACCAUUGAGUUCAUGGGCAUUGCCAACAUUCACAAGAUGCGCGAGUCGUUAGAUGCGCUGAAAGCCUUGGUCAGUCCUAGCAGCGUUGAAGACGGUGACAAGCACUACCACAACCGCCUUGAGAAUACUCGGUGGCUAAAGCACGUGAUGCGGGUUUUGUCUGGUGCCCGAAGGGUGGCAGAAGUGCUCCACGAAGACGGCGCCUCCGUGCUGGUGCAUUGUAGUGAUGGCUGGGAUCGAACUCCGCAGCUUGUGGCCUUGGCCCAACUAAUACUAGACCCCUUCUAUCGAUCCCUCCGCGGAUUUGCCAGUCUUGUCGAAAAGGAGUGGUGUUCGUUUGGACACAAGUUUGCGGACCGAAUUGGUGUGGGUAAGGACAUUACCGACCAGCCAAACGAGCGGUCGCCGGUCAUGUUGCAGUUUCUGGAUUGCGUGUGGCAGAUGACGCGGCAGUUUCCGACGUGCUUUGAGUUCAACGAGAAAUUUUUGCUGCAUAUUUCAGAUUCGUUGAUCUCUGGCCUGUAUGGCACGUUCUUGUACAACUCGGAGCGCGAACGUGUGCUGGACAAAGUGUGGGAGCGCACGGAGUCCGUGUGGACACCCGUGCUGGAAAAUCCGGAACCUUACAAGAACCCGUUGUACCGACCAACGAACCGUGUGUUGUACCCUCGUGCAAACCUAAAGCGUGUCGUGCUAUGGGAUGGUAUGUUCUUCCGGUGGGACCCAGAAAGCCAUCCUGACUACAUGGAGUACAUGGAUCCUGCGGAGAAGCCCGAUGACAAUGCUUCAACACAUGAUUUGGAAAACGGUAGUCCACGAGGUGCAAGUGAACUUGGGUCUCCAUCGGUCUUGCCUAUUGGUGGCGAUCUUGAAGACAAGGCGGAAUUGGAUAUUGACGUUAUUCACGACUUUGAUGAGUUUCGGGCGAAAUCGCUAUCAGACUGCUCAGAAAUGAGUGAUGAUGACGACUUUGAGAUCUCGCCGAGUGUGAAGGCGCGAUAUGACGGCUCAUCGACGCUGACACCGGACGAGCUGAACAUGACGACGCCAGCGACCAGCGAAGCCGGCUCGGAUGGUUCUGCGUCCGUCGAAAAUCGUUCCCCAGUGGUGGACGAGGGUGUUCUGAAUCGGUAUCAUUGUGGAGUCGAGGAACGCACUCGCCAGCGCGCACAGGGACGAAAUAUACGUGAGGCGUUGCUGUUGGCACCUGAUCAGAGUCGUAUCAAGUAUUUGGAGCAGCUGCUCAGCGAGAGUGUUGCGCGUGAACUGCAGCUCGAGGCAGAACUGGAUUCGGUUCUUCACUGUAGCGCGCGGGGCUCAUCUAUCGCCUCGAAUGGUGUUGUCAGUUGCACCGCCCCCAAUUGCAGUAGUGAUAAUGGUUUUGCCCGUUUCUCGGGAAGUGGUCAUAAGGAGUAG
Molecule: messenger RNA, 3501 nt
Organism: Peronospora belbahrii
Lineage: Eukaryota; Oomycota; Peronosporomycetes; Peronosporales; Peronosporaceae
Source: the annotation of a GenBank genome assembly